AUGUGGUUAAGCAGAUCGUGGUAUUGGUUGGUGGUUUUGCUAUGUUCUCAAACUUCGAUGUUGGUUGCGAUGAAGCUAAUGCCCGAAGAGGAUUAUGAUACAGAUGUUUGGGUUAGAGUGAUGUCGAUGGCUCAAGGUAUUAAGGUUGAUAUGAUGGGACGGGAUAUUAGCACAGGGUCAACUUCUGUAGGUAGAUCUGCUGCUAUAGUGAGUAACAUGAGUGUGGAAAUUCUAGUACCCCAAACUAUCAUUGCUUUGGUUUAUGGGGAGAAUGGAAGCAACCUCACUCAUUUAAGACAGCAUAUUUCAGGUGCAAACGUGGUAGAGCAUGAGCCACGUUCAGGAACAAGUGAUCACAUUGUGCUUAUUUCGGGUACUCCCAAUGAAACCCGAUCUGCUCAGAGCCUCCUUCAAGCAUCCAUACUUGCAGACCAAUCAUAA
Messenger RNA from Lactuca saligna, 441 nucleotides. The record is from the annotation of a GenBank genome assembly. Lineage: Eukaryota; Viridiplantae; Streptophyta; Magnoliopsida; Asterales; Asteraceae.